UCCCUACCUUCCACCACAUCAGCCCCAACAGCCCACGACCAACAUCUGCUGCUUUCCGAAGCAGAGAGGGGUCAAACAACGGCGUCCAGACUGGAGCUUUAAAACGAAAAACACCGCCAACGACGGGGUUUCCCGUUCGAAGCACACAGUCACCAGACGUCAAUUAGCUAAGUGAAGUUAAUCACUGAAGCUAAAAGACCACCGUUGUUGCCACCAGCCACCAAUCCAAAAAAGGUCACUGAUUCAGGAAAAGAAAAAUGGUGCAAAACAAGAUUGCCGCUGUAACCGGAUUUCACCGCUCUUUCAAGGGCCAGAAUCCUUUUGAAUCAGAAGAAUUCAGCAAAACUGGAUCCCACCUUCUUGACCCUGCCUUCAAUUUUGAUUGUUCUAACCGCCCCGACAUGCCAUCCAGCCAGCCAAUCGACAUACCCGACGCCAAGAAAAGAAAUAAGAAGAAAAAGAGGUGCCGGGCAACAGACAGCUUCUCAGGGCGGUUUGAGGAUGUAUAUAAGCUGCAGGAUGAGGUGCUGGGGGAGGGAGCCUAUGCAAAAGUCCAAACUUGCAUCAGCCAGAUCACCCAUAAAGAAUAUGCUGUAAAGAUCAUCGAGAAGAGGCCAGGACACAGCCGAGGUCGCGUAUUCAGGGAGGUGGAGAUGUUGUAUCAGUGCCAGGGCCACAGAAACAUUCUGGAGCUUGUGGAGUUUUUUGAGGAGGAGGAGAAGUUUUACCUGGUGUUCGAGAAGCUGAGAGGAGGCUCCGUCUUGACCCACAUUCACAAAAGGAGACACUUCAGCGAACAGGAAGCUAGCAUUGUGGUGCGGGACAUCGCAAGCGCUCUGGACUUUUUGCACAACAAAGGCAUGGCGCACAGAGACCUCAAGCCUGAAAACAUCUUAUGUGAACACGAGGACAGGAUUUCGCCUGUGAAGAUCUGUGACUUUGACCUGGGCAGUGGGAUCAAGCUAAACAAUGACAGUUCUCCUAUCUCCACACCAGAGCUCCUCACACCGUGUGGUUCAGCUGAGUACAUGGCGCCCGAAGUGGUGGAGGCGUUCAACGAGGAAGCCACCAUCUACGAUAAGCGCUGUGACCUGUGGAGCCUGGGGGUCAUCCUGUACAUCAUGCUGAGUGGCUACCCUCCCUUCGUGGGCCGCUGUGGAAGCGACUGUGGUUGGGAGAACGGGGAGCCAUGCCAAGCCUGCCAGAACAUGCUGUUUGAGAGCAUUCAGGAGGGCAAGUACGAGUUUCCCGAGAAGGAGUGGGCUCACAUCUCCUCCGGUGCCAAAGACCUCAUCUCCAAAUUGCUGGUUCGGGAUGCAAAGAACCGGCUCAGUGCCGCUCAGGUUCUGCAGCACCCAUGGGUCCAAGGGGGUGCUCCUGACUCUAUCCCCUCCUCCAUCCUGCUUCAGAGGAACAGUAGUGCCAAGGACCUGACGUUUUUCGCCGGGCAGGCGGUGGCCGUUAACCGCCAGCUUGCCCAGCAGGACGACCUUGAAGAGCAGAAGAAGGAGGAGGAGGCCCCUCAGGUGGUGACGGUGGGCGCUUGCUCCAUGCGCCUCUCGCCUCCUUCCACCUCCAAACUGGCUAAACGGCGGCAGAGGAGCAGCCUCCUGAAGGGGGCACCAGUCUCAGCCGCAGAACUCAGCCAGCUCCUCGCUCCGCUGGUUAUCAUUGGGGACUGCGCCUGAGAGGAGGGGUUAUCUGGUGAUGGACAGUUGACAUCUUCGUCUGUGUGAAGGAAAGAAAGUCUCUGCUGCAAGUGUCCCUCCCCUUCUCUCAUAGAAAAGGGAUACCUCAUUCAAAAAAAAACAGUGGGAAUGUGAUCAAGCCUCCUGGCGCCCAUUGGCUUUCAUCGCUAGUCAUCGAUCUUGUUGAUCUUUUUGGGUGAAUUAUUCCUGUAUUAAACAUCUCAAACCCAGUCGCUCUCCUUUAUCUCCCCUCUGGGUCCCCCCCAGCACUUUACCCAGCAGCCUGGCAUGAGGGGGCGCCACUGGGUUUAGGACAGGGCAUACAUAGGGUUGGGUCAAACCAUCUGUUUUAAUUUAAGGCAGAGUAUUUUGAAGCCAGCCAGCUCAAACACCAAAGGACUACAACACCCACAAUCCCCUUCUCUCCAUCCAACCCUCCCCCAGCUUCCUAUCUUGUGCUGCUUCCACAUCACAACUGGAUCCACUGUGAAUAAUUUCUCAAUGAGAAGACAUUGUUUCGUUUCAGGAAUGUUUCUGCCUGUACGUGUGUGUGUAUGUGAGCAGAUGCCCCAUCGUCAGUAGGUUCAUGCACACUUAUGCAACUCCUGAUGAAGGUAAAUCAGGUCAGGCGUGACUUCAGUGGAGCUCUCAGUGCCUCACCCCCUCACCAUUAGUGUCAUUGUUCAAAGCCUCUGAAUUCCGUCAUCAGCGGAUAAUCCUCUAUCCAAACCAGACCAUUAGGAGCCAUAUAAUACAGGAUUGGCCAUCAGUACCAAAACAAUAAAUGCACUUCGCCUUUUUUCAGGGCUAGAGUGCUUGUAAACAUUGGUCAUUUCUGAAAGUGCACUUUCAUAAGCGAGCCCCCCAUUACUGGGUCAUCUGCUUGAGGUUUUAUGGUUUCAGCUCCUCAAACGUAUCUUCUAGUUGGGAUGUUUGGGGGAAAAAAUCCAAUUAAAAUUCCAAUUUGCGAAUCCACCAUAACAUGACUGACACAGCAGUUAAACUAUACAGUACAAAAGCCUUCAUGCCAUGCUGACACAUUUGAACAGUGGUUAAGAUCAGUAUGAGCGAAAAUGCCUUUCACUUUAUUAAACGCACACCAGGAGGGGGUUAUCAUGUGGUUAUGCAAGCACAGGUCUGUCAGUGUGACUAUAUGAACUCCAGCUGGUUACGGAAUAAGGCUUUUAUUAUGAAAUGUUCUCUCUCUCUUUGAAGGAGGGAGGGGCUUGACUACUUCAGUUUGGUACUGAUGCCACAGUUCAAUGGUACAGUUCUUAGAAAACCAUUGCCUUGUGGCCACUGCCAAAUAAGUCAGCAUUUAACCCGUUAAGCGAUCCUUUUAUAAAGUAAUUUAAAAGUAAGAAAAAAAAAUGGAAAAGCAUUCCAGGAAAAAAAAUUCUAUAAAAAAAAAGUCUUCCAAGGAAAUGUAGCUGUGUACGUGUGUGAAAAGUUCUUUUUAAAGUUUACUUUUGUGUGUAACUCCAAUUGAAACUGUGCCACACUGAUGUUUUAAGCUUUGUUAAGCUUUCAUUAUUACUAUUAUAAUAAUAAUUAUUAUUAUUAUUAUUAUUUUGUAUCUUUAAGCAGGUGCUGUUCAAAUGUUCAGGUGCAACGCCUGAUGUUUUUUUUAAGGCUCUUUUAAGUAUUCAUGUUGAUGUAUUGUGUAAGUUGGGAGUGUGAAAGUGUGAAAGAGGGGAAAGAAGUACGAUUUUCUCUUUUUUUUAUUAUUAUUAUAAUUUUUUUUAAACAGUUGAAGUGAGAAAGAGGCCCACAAAGGCAAUUUUCGUUUUUUUUUCCAGUGUAUUUGUGUUGGAAAUGUAUUUUCUCAGAAAGAAUUGGUGACCCAGAACAGAGGCAAGGUUGUCAGAAAGUGAGCACAUCUUUUGAGUCUAGAUUGUGAACUUUUUUUUUUUAUUAUUAUUAUUCUUAUCUAGAUUGUAUUUGUUUUCAAGCAUUAACGUCACCAAUAAGAAGGCAAAAAAUGAAACAUCUGAGCAUAUAAUCCUGUUGAGUGAAUGUUAACUGAGCAUUGCCCACUCUUUGUGGAGAGGGAAACAUCAAAUGAAAGGCAGUCCUCGUGUUAAAGGGAAAUUCCACCAGUUUUCCAAAAUGUAUGCAUAAUUACACUGUUAAGAUAUAAACAGUCAUUCAGAGUGGUUUGGUGUGAAUUGCUGCAUUCGGAGUCAGAAUUGUUCACAGUGGUGGUGAUAGGAACCAGACGUCCACUGAAAGCUCUAAAAGCUCCCUCACAAAGUUAUUACAUUGAAUGGUUAUAAAUACAUUGUUUAACAAUAGUUUGACCUGAAAUGUGCUUGCUGAGUGUUGUGAGGCAAAAUAGUCCCAAAAUUCAUUUUUUUGAGAUUUACCACUAUUUAUAGUGGCUAUAUUUGUAUUGUAGACUUUGCGAUCCCUGGUUCCUAUCACCACCACUGUGAAGAAAUCUAAGGCAGUAUGUUUCGCUGUAAAGAACAAUUUCACACCAAAUCACUCUGAAUGACCGUUUACAUCUCAACAACAAAAUUAUGUGGAAAUUUUGAAAAAUCGGUGGAAUUCCCCUUUAGGAGCUGAUUAGCUGAGAAUAGGACACUGAUUGUAAUUGUGUGUGUGUUUGUGUGUGUUUGUGUGUGUGUUGUUUGUUUUUUUUUAUCUUUCUACAGUCGUGUCUUUUUUUGUGGAGGUUUAUGUCUUAUAAUAAGACUUACUUGAAUUGUAUAUGCAGCAGUUUUCUCACAUUUUGCUCGGGAAACUACUUUGCUACAACAAACCAGUUUAAAAAAAAAAA
Colossoma macropomum (tambaqui) is the source of this 4470-nucleotide messenger RNA. RefSeq names its product MAPK interacting serine/threonine kinase 2b (gene mknk2b). Gene Ontology annotation, biological process: protein autophosphorylation; intracellular signal transduction; peptidyl-serine phosphorylation. The record is from RefSeq and is a predicted model, not a curated record. NCBI's taxonomy places the organism in Eukaryota, Metazoa, Chordata, Actinopteri, Characiformes, Serrasalmidae. The transcript has 14 exons. Gene Ontology annotation, cellular component: nucleus; cytoplasm. Bases 258 to 1688 code for a protein of 476 amino acids. Gene Ontology annotation, molecular function: calcium/calmodulin-dependent protein kinase activity; calcium-dependent protein serine/threonine kinase activity; ATP binding.